Messenger RNA from Pecten maximus, 1293 nucleotides. RefSeq lists its product as uncharacterized. Bases 1 to 1293 code for a protein of 430 amino acids. The record is from RefSeq and is a predicted model, not a curated record. Lineage: Eukaryota; Metazoa; Mollusca; Bivalvia; Pectinida; Pectinidae. The transcript has a single exon.
AUGUCGUCAUAUAAACCUCAGUACGAAAACCUUCGCAAAAAAAUUAUUGACAAUAAUAACCAGUGUAAAUUAGAACUGGACAAGAUUACCGACGAUUACAUAAAGUUUUGUGACAAGAUGGAGGUGGCGGCCAUGGACCUAAUUCAGACCCACAUCACAAACCUGGAGGAGAGGUUGGAUACUCUGAAGCAACUUUCAUCUGAGUAUAAACAGAAUCUCCAGACAGGAACCGCUGUACUCGUGUACGACUCGGUAUCAGAAAUCCGGGAAAUGGAUUCCGACAUCCCACCGACACCUGAUAUAGACAUGGCCGAGUUUACUCCGGGUAUGGACAGACUAAGUCACCUAAAACAGGCCCUCGGGAACCUCAAACUUCCUACUGACCAUCUCCAGGCAGGAUUAGCAACUGGUGGUCACUCGGACCAAUGUCCAGUAGUCCGACCAAAACAGUCUACAGGGUCUGGUCAAGCGUCCACUGGAGAAGUCUGGUACAAACUUCGUGACCGUCCAACCGUCAUGUCCCAGUUCACAUACCCGGAUACCAUCACAUCGAUCUGUCCUACAUCUGAUGGACGUGCGUGGCUGUGUUACUAUUACACCCACACAGUAAAGCUCAUCAAUAACCAAGGUCGGGUCAUACAGACGAUACAACACAAACGUAAUAUCUGGGACAUCAGUCUGGACCCCAACACAGGUCGUCUAUGGUUCUGUUGUUGGGAGGAGAGGUCUAUCUGUGAAGUAUCUACAUCUUCUAAACCAGUCAUAAGGUUUACUACAGAGAGUCGCCCAUACAGUCUGUGUGUGACCAGGGAGGGUCGGGUAGUGGUGGGUACACAGGGUAGACAGGGGUACAAGGUGGUGAUGUACACAGUAGACGGCCGGGUGCUACAUACACACAUUGUGGAGGGGUUAGUACGGUCAAUAACACAAUGUGGUGUUACAGGUAACAUAGCCGUAGUAGUGGAUGGUAAACGUAUCUCUGUGUACAAUAAAACACUCCAGCCCCUGGUCCACUACCGGGGGGAGGGGAUACAGACAUGGGGGUCGGUCACACCAGUCGACUUUGGUCCUUGUACAGUUGUAUAUGACAGGAAGGGUAAUAUUGUUAUUGCUGACACGACAAGGAAAACAAUAGAACUGAUAAGUGGAUCAGGGAAGUACAUAAAAACACUUCACACAAACAAAGGAUACCAGGGAGUAGUAGGUAUACAGAAGGGUGAUGUGUUGUGGUCAUACUUAGUGUUAGAUACAGGAAAGUGGGGAUUCAAACUCCUCAAGUAUUAUAGUGACUGA